Tribolium madens (black flour beetle) is the source of this 1492-nucleotide messenger RNA. RefSeq lists its product as uncharacterized. The transcript has 2 exons. The coding region runs from base 204 to 1403 and encodes 399 amino acids. NCBI's taxonomy places the organism in Eukaryota, Metazoa, Arthropoda, Insecta, Coleoptera, Tenebrionidae. The record is from RefSeq and is a predicted model, not a curated record.
UCGCUCGAAACUUUCACUCAAAUGUCAUUGCAAAAUGUCGAAAACUUUCUAAAUUCCGCAUUCCGGCCACUGUUUUGAAAAUGCUAGUGUUGAUAAUCCCCCUCGAAGUACUAAUUUUAGUGACUUGGUUCAACAUCCUAAUCAUAUCGUGUUCCUUGUGUUUAAUUUAAAUUUCCCGGUAAUUUUCGUCAAAAUUUUCCGUGAUGGCAGGUCGCAUUCCGUCGAAAACCGGUUCAAAACCGUCGAAUUUGCGCGCCCCCCGAAGCCAAACAUCGGCAAAGGGGCCCCCCGAGCCGGCCAAAGAGUCAAAAUUCGAACUUCCCGCGCUGAGCAUCCCGUUCAAGCCGAAGACCACGAUCGAGCUCGAGUUGAAAAAAAUGAAACAGCGGAUGAUGCGGAGACAUGCGCCCCCAGGGGAGGACAUGAAGGGCAUAAGGACCAUUCUUCAAACCCUGAAGAAAAAGGGCGUAACAGUUCAGGAGUUUAUAGGCCUGGUGGCGCCCUACACAGCCGAUGCGGGCGCCACCUUACGGAGUGUCAUGAACGACGAUUUGAACUCGUUUCGAAAAUUGGCGCGAAAAGUCUACGAGACUAUAACACAAGACAAUAGCGACGUUCUUCUCAACCAACAAUUGCAACUAGCUGAGUAUUACAGAGAGAAGAAGGCGUUGCUUCAUGAUAAGAUGAUGCGCCAUAUUGAAGAAAUAUACAUGAUGGCGCCCAAUUUCGAUUUUGACAAAUACGCCGCCGAGAAGGAGAAAUAUCUCAAAGAACUUUUCCCAAUCCCUGAUGAGUUACAAGUCGAGCCUGAAGAAAUCGAGAUGAUGAAACGUCAAGCCGCCUAUCACCGCCUCCAAUGGCUCCGUUCGGAGGGGGAGCGUCUCAACGAGGAGAACAAUCGGUUGAAAACCCGCCUCCAACAACUGAAACAAAUGCACAAGGAGGAGCAACGCAAGAUGAUGGAGGCGGAGCUAGUGGCUGAGGCUAAAAAGGAAGCCCUUGAAGCCGAGCAAGCGGCUAAAGUCGAAACUUUGGAACAAUUAAACGAAUCACUUGAAAAAUCAAUCAUUUCGAAAGAGUCUAGCAUGAGGGAGAAGACAGAUGAGGCGGCUUUGAGGGCCCCCCACACCUCCAAACUGCAGAAGAAGAAGUCGAAAGGGGCGGUGAGGAAAAAACGACCGGCGUGGAAUGAGGUAGCGGCGUAUGAGAUGGAGGUGGAGGCUGCGGAGGCGGCGCAAGUGAGUGAAGCAGCGGCUGAAUUGGAGAGGGAGAGAUCGCCGUUUCAUUAUUCGCCGCCACGAUCGCCGCGACAGGAUAUGAGCGAGACACGCCCACAGGAGGAGGGGCAGUUUGGUAGGAGGGGCGCGUAUAGGCCCAAGGAUAUGUGGGGCGGGUUUUAUUAAGGCGGGGCAUUGUUUUUAUUAAAAUUAUUGUUUUAAACACAAAAAACUGAAAUUUUAGAGGAUUUUUAAUAAAGCACAAUAAAUUGUGA